AUGGGCGUCGCGUUCGACAAGUGCGAGACCCGGCCGGCCAACAUUGAUGCCAUCCUCAACGGCCUCGACCGAUACAACCCCGAGACGACCACGGUAUUCCAGGACUAUGUGGCCCAGCAGUGUGAGGACAGGACAUUCGACUGCUAUGCCAGUCUUGCCUUGUUGAAGCUCUACCAAUUCAACCCUCACCUUCUCCAGCCCGAGACCGUCACCAACAUCCUCGUCAAGGCCCUCACCGUUUUCCCCUCUCCCGCUUUCUCCCUCUGCCUUGCCCUGCUUCCCGCACACACUCAGCCUUUCCCUUCCAACAACGCCGAAGCCCAGGCCGCUUCCCAGACCUCCGACUUCGUCGAGUCGGUUCAGAAGCUCGCGCGCCUCUCUACGCUACUCGAAUCUGCCCAAUACUCCCAGUUCUGGUCCACCCUGAACUCGGAUGACCUGUAUGCCGACCUGGUUGCCGAUGUUGCCGGCUUCGAGGAGCUUGUGCGCAUCCGUAUCGCUGUCGAGGUCGGCAAGGCCUUCCGUGAAAUCAACGCCGACGUUCUGGAGCAAUGGCUGGACCUCCCCAACCGCGAGGCCCUCGAGAAGUUCGUCACCGAAGUCUGCAGCUGGGUCGUCGACAAGUCCGGCUCCAGCACCGUCAUCAAGGUGCCCACGAACAAGGAGAACGAGGUCCGCAGCGAAGUCAAGAGCGAGCGCGUCGGCAUUGACAUGUUCGGCCGUGUCAUCCGCCGUGGCUUCGAGCAGGCUGCCUAA
This is a messenger RNA of Aspergillus melleus, 756 nucleotides long. RefSeq names its product CSN8/PSMD8/EIF3K family protein. The record is from RefSeq and is a predicted model, not a curated record. NCBI's taxonomy places the organism in Eukaryota, Fungi, Ascomycota, Eurotiomycetes, Eurotiales, Aspergillaceae. Bases 1 to 756 code for a protein of 251 amino acids. Gene Ontology annotation, biological process: regulation of translational initiation. Gene Ontology annotation, cellular component: cytoplasm; eukaryotic translation initiation factor 3 complex. The transcript is spliced from 2 exons. Gene Ontology annotation, molecular function: ribosome binding; translation initiation factor activity.